Molecule: messenger RNA, 188 nt
Organism: Ambispora leptoticha
Lineage: Eukaryota; Fungi; Glomeromycota; Glomeromycetes; Archaeosporales; Ambisporaceae
Source: the annotation of a GenBank genome assembly
AGAAACUACAUUAGUAUCAAAAAGAAGUGAAAAAAUAGAUGAAAAAGAAAAUGCAUGGUUAAAUUUAGCAUCAAUUGGAAUUUUAGUAUUUGCAAAAAAAUAUGAAGAAGAAGCUAUUCAAUAUGAUGUAAAUUUGAUGUAUAUAUAUGAAAUAUUAAAGAAAGAAGUAUCAUGGCCAAUUGCAUCAG